CUGAAUACCAUUGUAAUGCCACGUUUGGGAAUGGAUGCCACACAGGAGGAGGUUCUUUACGAUGCUCGGUGGACAAAAGAUGUGGACAACCUCUUCAUAGACCUCCUCACCGAGACACAUGUUGGUGGUGAAUGGACACAAGGUAGGCCAGGCACUCAUGUCUUCCUUUACUGCCGUGGUGUUUUGGUUGCAGAUGUUGGUGCAACCUUUACUGUGAAUGAACUACAGGAACGGUUCGAUUUCCUUCACAAACGGUUCCGCGUUUUUAGUUGGAUGUUACGAAAACAUGGGCUGCGCCACUGUAUCCAGUCGAACGUCCUCACGGCUCCGGUAGCAGUGUGGAAUGAUAUCUUCGAGUCAGACCCAUUCUCGGUGGCAUACCAACAUUCGGGGGACCCGCGUUGGGCGGACAUACGAUACUUGUUCACAGAGGUCUAUGAAGCCACCUCCAAUUCACCAAAUGUGGUGGACCAAAAUUCCAUCAACGAAAAUCAUUUAGCGAGGUUGACCGAACAGUCCUACGUCUUCUCGCUUUCUUCUCUCACCAAUGCACCAUUGCAUGGUUCAAUCGGAAACGAAGGUAUUCAGCCAAGAAAUGGUCGAGACCGUGACGCUUCAUCGGAAGGUUCAGUCAAUACACAUACACAUGUGAGGAUUCCCAGGCGGGGUGGUGGGACACCAUUGCGCAUUCCACGACCACCACGGAAGCCGGCACCAUCGUCAUGCAAAGGGUCUUCUAGUGACCCACCAAACUGA
Striga asiatica is the source of this 756-nucleotide messenger RNA. Lineage: Eukaryota; Viridiplantae; Streptophyta; Magnoliopsida; Lamiales; Orobanchaceae. The record is from the annotation of a GenBank genome assembly.